AUGUUUUAUGUAUUCCUUGGUUUAUCCACUUAUAUUGCUACUUCUACCUUCUUCUUAUACAAUCCCCAAUUAUUACAUGGUAAAAAAAAGUCUGCAAUUAAAUGCAGGCAUAUUAGCCAUCGUGGAGGUGCUGCUGAAAACUUGGAGAAUACUAUCACUGCUUUUAAACAAUUAUUACGUUUGAUAGCUAAAAUAUGGUUUUUAUCUUUGCUUUGCAGUGCAAUCGAUUGUGAUACUGACAUGCUGGAGAUUGAUCUACACAUCACAAAAGAUGGACAGGUAGUGGUAUCACAUGAUGAUUAUCUUUCAAGAUCUUGCCAAAAAGCAAUAUAUGUUAAUCAAACUGAUUAUCAGGAUUUACCGAUGCUUGAACCUCCUCUGAAAGUUACUUUCACAAAAGAUGAUUGGUGCUAUGGUGAUCGUAGCGAUCGAAAAAUAGCGCUAUUAAGUGAAGUGUUUGAUGCAUUUGCGAAUACUCCUAUUAAUAUGGACCUCAAAGUUUGCGAUGAAAAGCUAAUCAUUCAGACGGACUGUUUAAUCAGAAAGUACAAGAGAGAAAACAUAACCAUUUGGGGAAGUGCAAAUGAUGUCGUUUUGCAAAAAUUAUACUUACAAAAUCCUGAAGUUCCAACAUUUUUCUCUAAGAGACGUGUGGUGAUUACAAUUUUACUUUUUUAUACUGGUUUGUUACCGUUUGUUCCCAUCAAAGAAUCGUACUUUGAGGUGAUUAUGCCAAGCAUAGUUAAAAAAGUUUUAAACCCAGAACUUCCUAUAAAAAGUUGUGCCUAUGCCAAAUUCAUCGAUUAUUUACUGAUGAGGCCAAGCUUGAUAAAUCAUUUAAAGCGCAGAGGCAUACAGGUAUAUCUGUGGGUGCUCAAUGAUGAAAAUGACUUUCGUAGGGCGUUCCGAUUAGGAGCUGAUGGAAUUGUUACCGAUUAUCCCACCAAACUGCAAAAAUUUCUACAAAAACAAAAAAGCGACUAA
Trichoplax adhaerens is the source of this 984-nucleotide messenger RNA. RefSeq lists its product as uncharacterized. The transcript has 11 exons. NCBI's taxonomy places the organism in Eukaryota, Metazoa, Placozoa, Uniplacotomia, Trichoplacea, Trichoplacidae. Gene Ontology annotation, biological process: glycerophospholipid catabolic process. Gene Ontology annotation, molecular function: phosphoric diester hydrolase activity; phosphatidylcholine lysophospholipase A1 activity. Gene Ontology annotation, cellular component: endoplasmic reticulum membrane. The record is from RefSeq and is a predicted model, not a curated record. The coding region runs from base 1 to 984 and encodes 327 amino acids.